UCCAGGAGAAUCCGGAAUGAAGCGGAGGUUGAGAGACAGAGUAUGGUGGCCAGGAAUGGACAAGGUCAUCAAGAAAUGGAUUACUGAUUGUGAGGGCUGCCGACUAACAGGACUUCCGCAGAAACCAGAAGCGAUGCAACGAAGACCACUGCCCCUGGAAGCUUGGGUGGAUGUUGCCAUCGAUUUCCUUGGCCCGCUUCCUUCUGGGGAGUACCUCUUCGUAAUCGUUGACUACUUCAGCCGCUAUAAGGAAGUCGAAAUAAUGACCAAAAUCACAGCGAAGGACACCGUUGAUCGACUCCGUGCCAUUUUCAAGCGGCUGGGGUUCCCGAGGACAAUCAGUCUCGACAAUGCAAAGCAGUUCUUGAGUUCGGAGUUCCGGGACUAUUGUAGGGGAUGCGGUAUAACCCUGAACUACACAACACCGUACUUCCCGCAGCAAAAUGGAGAGGUCGAAAGGCAAAACAGAUCAUUGCUGAAGCGGCUGCAGAUCAGUAACGCCUUGAAACGAGACUGGAAGCAGGACCUUGACGAGUACUUGACGAUGUACUACUCUACGCCGCAUUCCAUAACCGGAAAGACACCGUCGGAGUUGAUGCUGGGACGCACGAUUAGAACCAAACUUCCGUUCUUGAGGGAAAUUGAAACCGCUCCGCCAAACGAAGAGUUCUGCGAUCGCGAUGCUAUUGCGAAGAAACAUGCUUGUGACCGUGAGAACAUCAAGCGGAACGCGAGACCUUCGUCGAUUCAAGAAGGGGAUAAAGUGUUGAUGCAAAAUUUACUACCCGGAAACAAGCUCACGACAACCUACUCUCCGGUCGAGUAUACUGUUGUACGGAAAUCUGGUACACGUUGCACAGUACAGAGCGAGGAUAGUGGAACAACCUAUGAGCGAAACUCUUCGCAUCUGAAAAAGAUUCCAACUUCAGUGCCAGCGGAAUCUGAACCACUCCGGGAAGAUUCUCCACCAGCACCAUUGGAUACCUCACCGAAGCCUGCUGAUAUCCCUAAUAUUCCGUCAAGGCCAAAGCGAGUUUGCAAACGUCCGCUGAAGUUUGAUGAUUACGUUGAUGUUCCGCUCGAUCAAUAAAGGAAGGGAGAUGUGGU
Molecule: messenger RNA, 1107 nt
Organism: Culex pipiens pallens (northern house mosquito)
Lineage: Eukaryota; Metazoa; Arthropoda; Insecta; Diptera; Culicidae
Exons: 2
Coding region: 17-1090 (357 amino acids)
Biological process (GO): DNA integration
Molecular function (GO): nucleic acid binding
Source: RefSeq, a predicted model, not a curated record